AUGAGUGUGAAUUAUGAAGCGGUUAGCCAAAGAGAAGAAUUAUUUAAAAAAGGUUGUGAUAUAUUCAAUCAAGAUCCAAAAAAAGGUUUACAGUUUUUGAUUGAUAAUAAUUUGGUUCAUCAAGAAGCUGAAGACGUAGCACAAUUUUUUCAUUCCUAUCAAGAUGUUUUAGAUAAAACAGUUAUUGGCGAUUUUUUAGCAGAAAAUACUAAAUAUCAUAAAGAAGUUAUGAAUGUCUAUUUUGAUCAAUUGGAUUUUAACAAAAUGGACUUUUUAGCAGCAUUUAGAAAAUUUUUAGCCGGAUGUCAUUUACCUCGAGAAGCAACAAAAAUUGAUCGUUUAAUGGAAAAAUUUGCUGCUCGUUAUUGUGAAUGUAAUUCGAAUCUGGGAAUAUUUGCUAGUGAUGAUGCGGCCUAUGUAAAGAAAAAAAGGACCAAAGAAGAUUUUAUUAAAAUGAAUCGUGGCAUUAAUGACGGUCGAGAUUUACCUGAAGAAUUUUUGUCAAAAAUAUAUGAUGAAAUAGAAAAUGAAGAAAUAAAAUUGUAA
Molecule: messenger RNA, 546 nt
Organism: Didymodactylos carnosus
Lineage: Eukaryota; Metazoa; Rotifera; Eurotatoria; Philodinida; Philodinidae
Source: the annotation of a GenBank genome assembly